Messenger RNA from Lutzomyia longipalpis, 1282 nucleotides. RefSeq lists its product as uncharacterized. Gene Ontology annotation, cellular component: phosphatidylinositol 3-kinase complex. Gene Ontology annotation, molecular function: 1-phosphatidylinositol-3-kinase regulator activity. Lineage: Eukaryota; Metazoa; Arthropoda; Insecta; Diptera; Psychodidae. The record is from RefSeq and is a predicted model, not a curated record. The transcript has 2 exons. Gene Ontology annotation, biological process: intracellular signal transduction; phosphatidylinositol phosphate biosynthetic process. Bases 145 to 1152 code for a protein of 335 amino acids.
AGUAUCCUAACGUUCAUUUCAAACAACAUGUCAUCGGGCAUUUUUUUCGGGUAGAAAAUGUCGCGAGUGGUUUUUGGAGUGGUGGUAGUGAACUUGUGAGAAAAUCUUACAAAAUUUCACCAAAAUAGAAAUACUCAUCUGAAGAUGAAUAAUGAAAAAGAUAGAAGACUGAGUGGUGCUUUUGAGGCAGUAUCUGCAUGCGAUGCAGCCGAAAAUCCAUACAAAUUCAAGUGGUUUAUGUCACUGACACGGCGCAAGAAGGGAAAGCAGUGCAACAAAGAGAACCAAAGUGACUUCGUGGGACUUGCUGAUACCCUACCAAGUGGUCCUUCACGUAGGGAUCCCCUCGAGGGUCCCUACCCGAGCACAAAUAUUUUCUAUACCCUCCGCAAGAGGUUCAAGAGACGCUUCUCCCGACCCCGGAAGAGCGACUCACUACCCACAUUUCAGCUUCCGCCGCAAACGUUGGAUGCCGAAACCCCAUCGCAUCCCCUUGCGGAAGCAAAUAUCUCACUGCAUGUGGAGUCAUCUGUGAUACUGCGAAGUGACACCGCUGCGGUGACAAACACACCUGCUGAUCGUACCACUGAUAAUCCCGAAAGUGUUCCAGAUCGCACGAGUAACAUCUACGUGAACAUGAAUGAGGUGCGCGACAAGGUGAUGAGCAAUGAACGGCUCAUUCUGGCCAAGUACGGAUGGUACUGGGGCCCAUUGUCACGCAAUGCUGCUCAAAAGCGUCUUGCAUCCCAGCUCAAUGGGUCCUUCCUUCUACGUGACUCCCAGACGGAUAAGUACCAGUUCACGCUAAGCUUCAGAAGUGCCGGGUGUACACUCCAUAGUCGCAUUGAUUACAGAAACGGCUACUGGCACAUUGAAUCCGAUCGCUACAAAUCCAUUGUGGAUCUCAUCGAGGACACCAUGCGAAAGUCCAAAACAUGCGUCUUCUGCUAUGUUAAAUCCAGCUCCCAGAUGCUACCACCAUUCCCCGUACGCCUCACAAUUCCCAUCAAUCGCUUCUACGAGGUACAAUCGUUGCAGCAUCUUUGUCGCUUCAUCAUACGCCAGAAGAUAAAUCUCAACAAUGUUGAGAAGCUGCCACUACCCAGCAAGCUCAUAGACUACGUCAGGGAGAACUUUUACGAAAAUUUGUAACAAUGACUAAAUUUAUUUUGCUAACUUAUAGUGCCCUAUCGUCGUUUUUUUCUCAUUUGCUACCUCUGAACCUUCCAAGGAAUGGACAGAGUGUCUUUUGAGAGGUGAAUAAAGAGUUAACGUUUUUAAA